AUGAGUUAGCUGCUGGAAAGUAAUUUGUUUGAAUUUAUUUAGGCUUAAUCUAACAAUUUAUAAGAGAAGGAGAUGAAAAAUAGAGUGAAUAAAUUAGUCGUUAAGUAAUGUAAAAACAUCCUGUUGUUUAUUUAUGUAAAUGUUCUGAGAUUUUAGAUGAAGUACUUAUUAAAUUUAUUUUUAGAUGACUGAUAUUAAUAAUGAAUAUAUUAGAGUAUUAAGAUUAACACUCUAAGUUGCUGGAUUAUUAACUAGAACAGAAGAUGCUAAAUUAGCAGUCAUUCAAUGUACAUAAGUCUUAAAACGAAUUAUUAAUCGAAUACUUAGUCAACCAUAAAUUUCAGAAGAACUAAAUUAAUUGCUGACUGAUAUCCAUAUUAAAUUAAUGGAUAUUUUUGAUGAAUUGAUCAUUAAUCAUAUAUCUGAUUUUUUUGAAUCAGGACGUGUUCCUGAAAUAGUUAUUUUGAAGAUCAUUUAAUAGAUAUUUGAAUCUCAAAGUAAUGUUUUAAUUAAGAUUAUUUAGGUAAAGAAUACUUUAGACAAUUUUCAUAUGAAAUCUUACAAAAAAUCCUAUCCUCUCUUUCUCUUGUUAAAACUGAUUAAUGUAGAUUAGAUUAUUGCUCAUUGUUAUAAUCAAUAUAUAAGACACUCAAUCAUUUUGAAGAGAAUUAGAUUUAAAUAAAUUAAGAAUAGGUAUAAAAUGUGAGUUGGUUGAUUUUCGAUUAAAUUAUAAAAGAUUGGAUGUAGACAACUACAUAACUUUAAGUUUUAUCAUUAGUAGGAUUCAUGAGUUAAUUUAUAUCUAGAGAAAGAUUAGAACGUAGUCUUGAACGAUUGACAUCAGUAUAUUUAAGUGUAUUGAAACAAAAGAACAAUUAAUUAAGACCAUUAUUUGAAGGUUUUAACAAAUUCUUAGAGAGAUUAUAUUAAUUAGAUAGAAUUGGAUAUGAAGGAAUCAUUAAAUCAAUAAUGGUAUCAUUAUAUGAAUUUUACAAAAAUCCUAUUUUCUCUCCUAAUUAUCCAUUCGAUCCAAAUGUUCUAAAGUAUAAGAAUGAUUUAUUGACACUUUUAUAAACAGUAUCUAAGUUUAAUAUUGAUAAUUGUUUAGACUUAUUUAUUGGAAGAAUAAAUGUAUAUGUAUAAAAUUAUUUUAUAGAGUAAAGACUCUAUAGAGAGAGUUUCAUGUCUUUGGAUUUGCAAUUUCAUUCUAUCUAGAAAUUUCAAGCAGAUCUCAGAACCAUAUAAAAGACAAUUGGUUUUAUAAUUAUUGAAUUUGUAAUUUGAAUAAGAUUGUGAAGUACGUUAUGCUAUUUGUGAAAUUAUCCUACAAAUAUAUUAUAAAUUAAAAGAUGAAGAAUAACCUAUCAAUUAAACUUAUUUAGAUGUUAAAGCUUUACUUUUUUAUCUUUUUAAUCAAGUCUCAAUUCAUGAUAAAGAAUUGGAAGAAUAUGGAAAAUAAAGAGUAGUUCCAUUUGAAACAACUUUAGAAGUAAGAAUCAUAUUUAUAUUUUGAAAGCUAUUGAAGAGUAGAGCAUAAAAAAUAUUGACAACACUUUCAUAAGAUCAAUACUUUUAUGAUUUAUUAUGGCCUAUGGGAUUAGAAAUUAUUAAUAAUCAAAAAUUUUCUCCUGGAUUAUCUCAUAUUUUUAAAUGUUACACUUAAAUCUUAUAAAAAUUAAAUAUUACAACACACAAUUCUCCUGUUGCUUAACAUGUUAUAGUUGUAAGAAUGCUAUUACUAAUAUAAAUUCCUUAUUUCUUUCCAAAUUUAGGAUAUGAAGCCGUUAAUUUCCUCCCUUAUUUAAUUAAAACAUUUGACUUAAAAGUACCAAGUAGUUUUCAUUAAAAUACUGAAUCUUUAAAAUAAUAUUUGAUAAAUAAAAGACCGUUAGAUGAAUUUUAUGAAGAGAAAGUAUAACAAAUUUGGAAAGUGUGUUUAUCAUUGUUCAUAUAAAAUAAAGAGCUCUCUUAAAUAGAAGAAGAUUUCCAAGUUUAACUUAGUAUGUACUUAAAUUCACAAGCUUUAAGAUUGCCAAUUAUGAAAAUGUAAGCAACCUUAAUGAGCUUUCUUACAAACUAAGAAACUAUCAAAUAUAAUUUAGACAAAUUAUUUAGUAUAUGUCAUCAAGAAUAUACUAAUCAAGCUCUUAAUCUAAAUGUUUCAGUAUAGGAACCAGAUUUCAAUCUUAGACUUUGUGUAGCUGAAUGUUUUGGUUAUAUAGGAGAGAGACAUACAUAAUUAGUAUUAGAUAAAGUUAAAUCUAUCUUAAAUUGUGAAGUUAUACAAAAGAAAAAUACAGGUUCUUUUAAAGAAAGUGUUUUAUCCAUUUUUCAAAAAAGUGGAAGUGAUGAAUAUUUGGCCUCUUUUCGUGCUACACUAUUAAUUGCCUAUGGUUGUCUAGCCAAAUAAGUUUCUUUAGAAAUCUUAGAGAAAAAUAUAUUACCUAAUGUUAUGCCAUUUAUUGGACAUGAUUAAUUAUUCAAUUCUCUAUAAAUAUCUUUAGAAUCAAUCAGCAAAGCGAUUGAAAGAUCAAUAGAAAAUACUGAUGAAGCAGCAGCAUCCUCAUUUUUAUUGAGUUAUUAAAAAUAUAGAGACUAAGUUUUAAAUCAUUGUUAAAAACAUCUCACUAGAGGAAAUAUAUUUAGAAAUCUUAAUACAAUCAAUCUAUAAUAUCGUUUAGCACCUAUCGAAUAUAAUAAAGCUAAACAAUUAUUAAGUUAACAUUUAGAAUCAAAAUAUGAUCUAUCAAUCGAAUAAGUCAAUAUCACAUUCUAAAAUUGUUUUUUAUUGUUUCUAGGAACUAUUAAAUUAGAAGAAGAUUCUCAACAUAUUUCUGUAUGGUAAUCUCUAUUGUAUUUAAUUAAAUCAAUUAAGAGUAAUGAUUAAUUAAUUGAAAUUUUAUAAAGAAGUAUAUAGAGAGUAAAAUUAAAAAUGGAAUAAAACCAUAAGAAUUAUUUUAAAGUAAUUUUAACAUUGCUCUCCAUAUUAUAUCGUAAUACAAGUUCAAAAAGAUCUGUAGUUUUGAUAUUAGAAAAGGUUAUGUUAUCCUUGGGAGUUUAUUUAGACAUUUAUUAAAAAACUGAUGAUGAAUUUAAUUCUUAAUUGAUCAAAUCUUUAAGAGAAAAAUUGCAUCUUAAUGAAUUAUCAAUCUUAAUGUAGGAAUUAUAAAAUCUCAUCAGUGAACCUAUAGUAGAAUCAUUACAUGGUUUUGUUUCUCUAAUAUAAUGCAUCUAUUAAAGUGAUUACAGUGAUUUAAAUAGAGUUUUGAGUUUAUUGUAAUCAAUUUGCUAAUAAGGUACUGGAUCAUCUUCAGAAGAGUUAAUGUAAAGAUAGUAUUUCUAUAUAAUAGUAAUUCUAAUUUAAGCAAGGCAAUGGAUUUAUUAGCUUAAAAUAAUUUGAGUGAUUCUUUGUAAAUACUUUUAGAUAAUUAAUCAGAAUUUCCAGUGGGAACAUUUUCAAAAUUAUUUUUAAAUUGUGUGAGUUAGAAGAAACCAUUUAUGGUAUAAAGUUUUAAAUUUUUAACAGAUGUUUUAAAUAAUCCAGAAGGAAGUAUUUAAAUUAUAAUAUUUUUUUAGUAAUUACUGGAGAUAUUGGAAAUUAUUUAGUUAAUGCUUCUUUAUUUAUAGGAUAAUUGUUAAUUGAUGAAAAUAAAAUCUUGACUGAGAUGUUACCAAAAUCGAUGGCAAGUAUUUUAGGUACUUUCUUGUUAAGAUUUAUGACUUGUCAUGAUCCAAAAUUAUCUGGAUAAUCUUAAUCAGUUUAAACUGCCAUAUGGGCAUUUUAAAAUUUUUUGAAUAUUUGCAAUAUUGAAGGAAUAUCAUAGCAUGUAUUCAAAAAAUUGUUAAUUGAAGAAGAAGUUGAAGAUGGUGUAUAAGAGAUUGUAAUGAUAUAUUGUAAAGGGGUUUCAUUUUCAGAUUAGUAGAAACUAUUUAAUUUUAUUAAGGGAUUUACUAAUAAAGAAUAAGCAUCAUAUAGAUUAGGAGCAAUAGUUGUUAUAAAUUAAUUCAUUAGAAGUUAUAAGAAAGAAUACGCACAAUAGAAUAUUUAUGAGAAUCUAUUGAAAACUCUAUUAGAAUCUGCUGAAGAUGAUAGUGAUAAUGUAAGAGCUUAAGUAGCAAUUGGAUUGGGAGGAUUAUCAUACUAUUUAAAGGCAGAUGAAACAAUUGAUAAAGUACUAUUAUAGGAGAUUAUUGAAUGUCUCAUAAGUUUAUUAGAUGAUUAAUAAGAAAUCUGUGUAAGGAGUGCCAUGAUUAGUUUAUAGAAUUUGGUUGAUUCAUAAACAGAUUUUGUUGCAUAUAUACCUUAAUUGAUAUUAACAACAACAUCUAAUUUUGAGAAAACAAUGACAAAGAUCAGAAUAUCUGCAUUCUCUCUUUUCUCAAAAUUAUGUAAUACUUGUUUUGUAGAGGAUAUAAUGAAUGAAUAAAUUAUGUCAUAUAUAAGAUAAGCAUUAGUUUCAGUUAUGCUUCAUUUAUUAGAUGAAAGUGUUCAAGUCAGAUAAGUAUGUAAACUGGCUUUAGAAUCUAUUGGCAAUUUACUUUAAGCUCCACAUCUCAAGUAAAUAGAUUUUAUAUUAAAUCUAGAUAAUUAUCUAACAAUGAAAUUGAAAGUGAACUUGAAAUGACUCAUUUAGAUGAAAAUGAAAUGAUCAUUAUGAUAAUGAGUAUCAAUUUAGAAUAAGAACAUCUAAAUGUAUAAUUUAAUCUUUAUAUUCUUUUUUUAGAUCUACAUCAAAUCAUUAAUUGAGUUUUGCAAGAGUCCAGAACAUAAUAUAAAGGGAGCUGCUUUAUUUAGUUUAAUUAUUUUGUUAGCAUUUAGAGAAGUUGGAGAUUAUAGACCACAAAUAGAAUAAUUAUGUAAAGAGAAUAGCAAAGCUAAAUUAAUUACAAAAUAAUUAGUAAUGAAGGCAGCAUACUAUUUAUGA
This is a messenger RNA of Paramecium sonneborni, 4925 nucleotides long. NCBI's taxonomy places the organism in Eukaryota, Ciliophora, Oligohymenophorea, Peniculida, Parameciidae. The record is from the annotation of a GenBank genome assembly.